UAAAAAAAAACGAUCAGCGUUUGUUUGUCGGCUUAUUGGUUUUUGAGGUUAAGUCAUAUUAAUUAAAAAAAACUAAGAAUUGUGUGACAAAUAAUGGAAGUUCUCCGUAAAUCACCCGCUGCUAAAGCUCCGGCUCAGACUGAGAAUGGAGCGGAACCUUCGGCUCCGAUCACAAAAAAGGGAAUUUUAACUUCGUUUAAAACCGGAAAGGCGAUGAAUAUUCCUGAAACGGAUAUUCUGGGAAGAUGUCGUUUUGUGUCCGAGUUUGAAAAGUUAAAUCGUAUUGGGGAAGGAACCUAUGGAAUAGUGUAUCGCACAAAAGAUACACAAUCAGAUAAAAUAGUAGCAUUAAAAAAAGUUCGUAUGGAUUUGGAACGUGAUGGUAUUCCUGUAAGUAGUUUACGCGAAAUUCAAGUUUUAUUGAGUUGUCGCCACGAAAAUAUUGUUCAUUUAAAAGAAGUUGUUGUUGGAAGAAGUUUAGAAAGUAUUUUCUUAGCAAUGGAGUAUUGUGAACAAGAUUUAGCUUCAUUAUUAGACAAUAUGCAAGCGCCGUUCACUGAAUCUCAAGUUAAAUGCAUAAUGUUACAAGUCUUGAGAGGUUUGCGAUACCUUCAUCAUAAUUUUAUAGUUCAUAGAGACUUGAAAGUCUCUAAUUUGCUGAUGACAGAUAAAGGAUGUGUUAAAAUUGCUGAUUUUGGUUUGGCACGUUGGUUUGGAGUUCCACUUCGUCCAAUGACACCCCAUGUUGUAACUUUAUGGUAUAGAGCCCCGGAAUUGCUCCUCCAAGCCCCUACACAAACGACAAGUGUGGAUAUGUGGGCUGCUGGUUGUAUUUUGGGCGAAUUAUUAGGACACAAACCUUUAUUACCUGGUCGAUCAGAAAUUCAGCAAUUAGAAUUGAUUGUUGAUUUACUUGGGACUCCUUCCGAUGCUAUUUGGCCAGGAUUUAGUAAUUUACCUGCCUUACAGAAUUACACUUUAAAACAACAACCAUAUAAUAAUUUGAAGCAAAGAUUUCCGUGGCUAUCAGCCGCUGGUUUGAGACUUCUAAAUUUUUUGUUUAUGUACGAUCCACGCAAACGAGCCACAGCCGAGGAAUGCUUGCAAAGUAGCUAUUUUAAAGAAGCUCCGUUACCUUGUGAUCCUAAAUUAAUGCCAACUUUUCCACAACAUAGAAAUAUUAAAGGAGGGAGUAAAAGUACAGCAAAUGAGGUUAUUAAUACUGGCGCUGGGGAUCAAACCAAUAAUUUACCCGCUAUUUCUGAUUUGCUUGGAUCUUUAGUUAAGAAGAGGAGAGUUGAAUAAAAUUUAUAAAUUACC
Molecule: messenger RNA, 1320 nt
Organism: Onthophagus taurus
Lineage: Eukaryota; Metazoa; Arthropoda; Insecta; Coleoptera; Scarabaeidae
Gene: Cdc10
Product: cyclin-dependent kinase 10
Biological process (GO): regulation of mitotic cell cycle; protein phosphorylation
Cellular component (GO): nucleus
Molecular function (GO): ATP binding; cyclin-dependent protein serine/threonine kinase activity
Source: RefSeq, a predicted model, not a curated record